Molecule: messenger RNA, 753 nt
Organism: Lachancea sp. 'fantastica'
Lineage: Eukaryota; Fungi; Ascomycota; Saccharomycetes; Saccharomycetales; Saccharomycetaceae
Source: the annotation of a GenBank genome assembly
AUGUUUCGCCCCGGAUUCGUAACCCUACGUCGUGGUUUCCCUAGUAAAGUUCUUUUGAACUCUUCAAGACACUUCUUCACCGUUAACAAUGGUGCCAAAAUAUCUUCCAGAACUCAUGUGAAAACAGCUGCCAAAGCUUUGACAGCGGGUGCUCUGUUAGGCUUUUUGAUAUCCGGGUCGCUCAUUGGCUUGGAGGAACCCAAAAAAAAUGUUGAGAGCGGAAAAAUCGGUUCUUCGUCAGCUCCUGAAGUCAAAUCCGCUCAAGAUGCAGUGGAAAGCAAAACUUCAGCACCAGAAACCAAAGAGGCUAAGGAGAAUAAAACCGAUUCCGACGAUAAGACUAAACCACAAUCGGCAUACGAUCCAGAAACCGGAGUGAUCAACUGGGAUUGCCCUUGUUUGGGUGGAAUGGCCCAGGGACCUUGUGGUGAAGAGUUCAAAGCCGCUUUCUCGUGCUUCGUUUACUCUGAAGAAGAUCCAAAGGGUGUUGAUUGCAUAGAGAAAUUCAAGGGCAUGCAAGAAUGCUUCAGGAAGUACCCUGACUACUAUGCCGAGCAGAUCAAGGACGAGGAAGACGCUGCGCAUGCUGCUCAAAAGCUCGAGUCUCGUAAUGACCAAGAUGAGAUGGUUGAAGAUGCUCACAACGUGCAUCCAGAAGAAUCAGCUCCGGUCUUGCAACAGCAGUCUGAGUUCGAGCCCGCUCUGAGCGCCGAAACACCUCAACAAGAGGCUGAGCCUGAAGCCAAAAAAUAA